UGCGAGAAAUUUGUUUAUUUCUUGUCUUUAUAUACGUUCCAUUUUGGUAUACGGCACCAUUGGCUGCGACUGCUCCGAAACAAGAUCUUGAUUUUCUUAAAGCAGUUUAUAAAUAUCGAUCAAUUGAUAAAAAGUUAUCCGACGCAGUAUUAGCGAAAUUCAAAAACCAUUUGUGGUAUUUAAGUCCAGAGGCAGCAGCUUUGUCAUUUUUUGACGAAAAUAUUUCGUCUGAUAUGAAACAGAAAAUGGUGGCGGCUCUGACGUCAAGUGGAGAGGAUCAGUUGGACUUUCCUAAACGCUUUAUUUUCAAUUCAGGAGAUUUUGAUUGGUUUCUUGACAAAGAUGUCGAUUAUUUUAUUAAUUAUGAUUCCGUAAAAUUUUUCGAAAGAUUCAACAUCGAUACAGACUUUCUCCAAUUGGAUUUCAGGAAGUGGUCAGACCAUCCAGAUUAUUUAAAAGGUUUCGAAAUCGUUAAGCAUUUGAAAGUGGUAAACGAUUCUGCGGAACGAGCUGUUAAACUAACUGAAGAAUAUAUUAAUACUUUAGCUAAGAACGAAGAUCAAAAACAAUAUGUCAUUCAGAUUAGAAAUUUUUUGUAGAACGUUCAAUUUCCUACAAAAAUAAUUCGAUGCCGCAGCAUUAUAUCAACUGGCUUCGCAAAGAAAAAAUUAAUAGCAAAAAGUACGAAAACUCCAUGUUAUUUAAACGGGAAAUGAAUCGUCUUUGCGGCACGGGUUAUUAUCAAUAUUAAGAGCUCAUAUGAGUUUCAUAAUUUUUUUUAGGGCAUUUACUAAAAAUUUUAGGGGCGCUGCAGAGUCAAAAAUCAAUUUGGGAAAUAACGGAC
Bactrocera oleae (olive fruit fly) is the source of this 844-nucleotide messenger RNA. Lineage: Eukaryota; Metazoa; Arthropoda; Insecta; Diptera; Tephritidae. The record is from RefSeq and is a predicted model, not a curated record.